AGACGCAAAAGACGGUGUACGUGACCAACAGAUGCAAGAUGAAGUAGGCGAAAUGACGCCGAGUUCCAGCUAGUCGGAAUUUAACAUCAACGGAGUGUAGAAGUAUAACGAUGGGAAGAUAGUGUGAACCAACGAAUCUUUUCUUUGUGCCUAAAGUAGACGUGACCGGCCGUUUUUUCCUCUUUAUUCACCUUAAUUUUCAACAGUUCAGUUUAAACCGAAAGGUUUUUUUUUUUUGGGUCUAACUCUUUUUUGAAAAACAUCAACAAAUAUGGUCGAAAGGAUUAUAGAAGAAUCUGAAAAUUAUGAUUGUAACGGCAUCGUGAUCAGUAGCAACGGUGACAGCAUCAGAGGCUGUAAUGGAGGCGGCGGAGGUGGCAGUGCCUCCGACAGCGGGGAUCAGAUGGACGCUGAUACCCGCGAAAGGGAACUAGCCCGUCGCAAGGAAGAGGCAAAAAGGAGACGCCGCAAGAAGAAACGUACCGGAUCAUCAUUGGUAUCAUCAUGUUUUCAAGAUCUAUAUAAAUUGACCGGUGAAGUUUUGGGGGAGGGUGCCUAUGCCUGUGUCCAAGCUUGCGUUAGUUUGUUCACCGAACAAGAAUUUGCAGUAAAAAUAAUCGAUAAGGUUCCUGGUCAUGCCAGAGCCAGAGUUUUUCGAGAAGUCGAAACUUUCCAUCAUUGUCAAGGUCAUCCAAACAUUAUUCAGUUGACGGAAUUUUUUGAGGACGAAGAAAAGUUUUAUUUGGUUUUUGAAAAGAUUAAUGGAGGUCAGCUCCUGAGGAGAAUUCAGGAAUACAAAUAUUUCAGCGAGGCCGCCGCAGCGGAAAUCAUUCGAGAAGUUGCUUCGGCGUUGCAAUUUAUGCACGCUAAAGGAAUAGCGCACAGAGAUUUAAAACCGGAAAACAUACUCUGUGUACACAGCGAUCGACUGUGUCCUAUCAAAAUUUGCGAUUUUGAUUUGGGAUCCGGUAUCCGCUUUCAAUCGAGCGUAUCCAGUCCUUUAGCUACACCACAAUUAUUAACACCGGUGGGUAGUGCGGAGUUUAUGGCGCCGGAAGUAGUGGAAGCAUUCAUCGGUGAAUCCGAAACCACGUCCUACGAUAAAAGAUGCGAUUUAUGGUCAUUGGGCGUCAUCAUGUACAUCCUACUGUGCGGAUAUCCGCCUUUUUACGGAAAAUGCGGCAGAGAUUGCGGUUGGGAGCGUGGAGAUAAUUGCAACGCUUGCCAGGAAUUGUUAUUCCAAAGCAUCCAAGAAGGAAGGUACGAUUUCCCGGAACCUGAAUGGGAUACCAUAUCAGAUGAAGCGAAAGAUCUAAUUUCCUCUCUUUUAAUAAAGAACGCUAGGGAACGCAUAAGCGCCGAAAAGGUAUUGAAGCAUCCAUGGCUUCAGUUCGCGAGCGAUACAGCCGCUCUCACGACCCCGGCUGUCAUCAAGAAAAACAACUCCGUUUUAGAACUAUCCCAGUUUGCGGAGUCUGCAAUGGCUGUGAAUAGGGUGGUGCAACAACAUUUCAGUAUGAAAUUGGAUUAUUUGGAAAGACCGAAUAUCUACGCGCCCGAUAAAAGACCGUUGAAGACAUGCGCGUCGGCUAAAUUAUUCGGUUUAAGUCCGCCGAGCGAAAGUAAUCUUAUGCGCAGGCGUAUCAAAGGUGGGUCCUGUCAGAUUCUAAUGCCAGCGCCGGCGCCAGCCAUACCCAGUCCAAGCGGUUGAUGUUGCCCAUCUCUUCGAAAACAAAAACGUGUUUGAAAUUUUUGAAAUUUAAUUUUUUUUCAAUUUACUCUAUUAUUUUUUUUUGGCAUUCUUACAGAGAUAAUUCAGUUUAUAUUCGCGUUGUGUUCGAUACUAUCAACAUGACGCGACAAGUUACUGUUUGUUUUCAUUUUGUAUUUUUCUAUUGUAAAGCUGAAUGGAUCAUGAUAUUGAGGCAUUUAUAAACCAGCAAAGAGGAUCCCACCACCAACAACGAAUUUAUAUGUCGGCGUGAGAACCUUAAAGUUAAUUUAGUGCGGGUCAUAAACAACAUAAAAAUUACUUGAGUAUGACAAUAAUUAAAAAAAAAAUAACGACGCUAAUAUACAGUUGAUUGAAUUACUUGCAAAUUAUUAAUCAGUGGUUGGACAAAUUCAUGCCGAAAACAAUUUGAAAAAUAAAUUCAUUCUCAUUGUAUAAUUGGUUCAGGAGUUUAUAUAACAUAGCCACCACUACUUUUUUAAAAAAAAUUGCUUGCGGACCAUCCAAAAAGUGGAACGCGAAAUUUUCAACAUCUGAUUUCUACAAAUGAUUAAAAUAGUCCCUUAAACCCAUUCUAAUAGAUUUCGUAAAUGAUUUUACCAAUCAUUAUUAUAAUUAUAACUCCUGACCCAAUUAUGAUUUUUUUUCAAUUGUUACCAAUAUCAGAGCAUGAAUUUGAAUAAAAUCUCACGCAUAAUUGAGUUGAUACCAUUUCGAAUAUUCGUUCAAAAAAAUUUUUUUUUCAUUGUUCGAAUAUUACAAUAAAUUUUUCUUGUACAGUAGAUGUAGUGUUGGUAUAUAUUUGUUUAAAAAAAAAAUAUCAUUUCGCCAACUCGACAUUAAUUUACAUUAUACAGGUAGGGGCGAUGCGGUAUAUUUAUUAUCCCAUCGAAUAAACAUUUCUAACAGGGUUGAAAAAAAUAUAUAUAUCUCAGUUCAGGUGAAAAAUAAAUUUAGGGAUUUGAAGUACUUUAUAAGUACAAUAAAAAAAAAUUAAACGCCUCAUUAAUUAGAUUAAUUUUGUCUACAGUACCAUACUUUUAGUAAGUAAUUAGGGUUAAGGUGUAAAAUAUUUAAGGCUAUCGAGAGGCUAGUUAUUUCGAAAUUAUGCUGUAGAUGGAGUUUCGCUUGAUAACGGGUGCGGUUGCGUACAACUAGCUUGAAAUUGUAGUCCGAUAAAAUGGGGGGUUUUAAAAAAAAAAGGAAACAGUCUUAACAAAAUUUUAAUAAUAAUUAUAGUGUCUCGAUCAUUAUUAUUAUUAUAUGAUUCUUAUUAAAUCGUACAUUUAUAGCGUCUCGAGGCAAUACAUCUUGUAACAUACCAUUCGAUUUGUUACUUUUUUAUUCAAACAUUCUUUUGUUUUUGUAUUGUGGCACAGUAGUCACUUCCGGUUUAUUUAUUCUAAGAAUCGAGAUUUGAAGAAAUUGAUUUGUUAUCAACCCCCCCCCCUUUUUUCGAGAAAUUCAAUAAAACCUCAGAAUCUAUGCUAAAUCGUUCUCUAUCUACCAAUACUUCAAGUCAAAGAUUUUAUUCUUUAUAUUCGAUGAUAAGUUUUUCAAAUAUUUUUUCAACUUUGUUUUUUUAUUAUAGUGCUCACAAAAUUCCAGUUAUUUUUAUGGAUUUGAUUUUGUUUUAAGCAAAUUUUGUAUUUUAGUAUUCGUAUAAAUUAAUUUAGAUAUUUAUAAAACUUACCAGCGAAUAUAAAGAAUAAAAUCACCCCAAAUUUAUUUUGGUUUAAAGUGUAGGUAAAUAGAGGACGAUUUAACAUAAAUUCCGAGGUUUUAUUGAAUUUCUCUAAAGAAUUGGGGGAUUAUUGUGCCACAAUAUUUGGGAAUAAAGGAAUGUUUGAAGCCGAAUGGCAUGUUACAAUGUACUAUAAACAAGGGGACACAACUAAAGAAUUACUGCCAAAGAAUGUCUUCAAUUUUAAAGUUUUUAACAACCACAUUUUAUUAUAGAAACUUAUUUGAGGCUAAUUAUUUUUUUUGUGAAAACUAAUGCUAGAGCAGCUAUUAUUAAUUGAAGAGUUUCUCUACUCAUUUCUAUUGAAUUUGACAAUCUUACUAACAUUAAUAAUUGUACAUACAACCAAAUAUCUAGUUUCAAAAAUCCUCUAUAGAUGUAAGAUUGAAUGUAUAUAUGGUAGCAUUUAUCGAUGGACAACCUCGUACUCGCACUGUUCUCUUUGGUACUUUGCAAAUACGACAAGAGCAGUUGAAAGUAUAUCUGAUAUUCUUCAGAUGGUACUUCACCUAACAGUGUCCACUAACUCUCCAUAGCUACCGUUUGUUCAAUGAACCAAUUAGUAACCAAACGAGCUACUAAUCUGGACACUCUGCAGCUUUCUUCUUCUAGUUUUAAGAAGAUUGAAUAAAAACGAAGUAUCAUUUAUCGAUGGACAAUAAUUGUACUUGCAGAGGAGGUUCCACCGUUAGCUUUGGUUCCUGGUUACAAUGCUUUCCAGGUGGUACUUCACCUGACAGUAUUUUUAACUUUCCAUAGCUACAGUUUGUUUAAUGAACCAAUGAAACUAAUCUGGGUACUCUGCAACUGACUUUUUGCUUGUUUUAAGAAAAUUGAAUGAAACAAUGAAGAUUUCUCGAUGAACAACCUCUUACUUGCAUAGAAGGUUACAUUGUUUGCUUUAGUUCCUCGCGACAAUGCUUUCCAGGUGAUACUUCACCUGACAGUGUCCAGUAACUCUCUUCUUUGUUUAAUGAAAAGAACUUUUGGAUCCGGUUAGUAGAAUAAAUAGUAAAUCUCUUCGAUUGUAUCAGACCUGGGGUCUUUCUCCAUGUUUUUAUAUCCUACUGUGGAAACCUACAAAAAGUUGUAGUCAGGUGAUUAGUUUCUUUAUUUCGGUGAAGCUGGGUACCAACUAAUCGGUCUUGAAUUGUUCCUUCAUUUAAUUUUUUCUAUGAAUGAAGUAAUAGGAGGUAGAGGGCGAUACUGGAACACUGUUGAGUUGUAGAUAUAAAAAAUUUAAAUCAAAUAAUUAAACGGUUAUUUUUAAGUGUUAAUAACAAUGUUUAUAUAUGAAAUAUGUGGUAUAAUGAAAACCUGAUGAGCAAUAUACAAUAUAGAGGAUUGUUUUUUGGUAGUUUAAUUCUGUGGUAAAGUUAUGAAUCAAUCGGGCCAUGUUCAACUAUAUAAUGCCUUAAUAUGAAUUGAUGGUUCAGCUGUGGCCUAGAUAUAUAAAUAUAUAUAUAUAUAUAUAUAUAUAUAUAUAUAUAUAUAUAUAUAUAUAUAUAUAUAUAUAAACAAUCUUGCUUGAAUUUUUAAUACUUUUGUAUGUGUUAAAAGUAGAUUGUAAUCAGUCUACGAUUUGUGAUAAUAAAUAAGCAUCUGAUGUGCGAUUUAGUGUCGCACUAUAGACUGUAGAACGCCGUACCUGCUUUCAUUUCAGUGAGAUACGGAACAUGAAAUUGGGCUUAGAAAUUGCCCUAGGGGUCCAUCGAUACCCCGCUUACGUACUGACAGUCCAUUUGUAUUCUAAGAAUCCUAUAUAAGUUUGGAUAUUUUUUUAAGAUUUUGUAAUGCUCAAGGGUGGAAGUUUCCAUAUGAUAAGAGUGGUAUCCAAACAGGGCGCGUUUUCAAUCAAAUACCAAAUUAAUGCUUGUAUCAAUACGAUUUACAUACGUCAAAAAUGACAAAUGCAAUUAUUUAAUUUCUUAAUUUUUAUAUAUUUAUUUUUCUAAACGUUAAAAACAUUUUAUCGAAUUAAUAAUUUUAAUGUUAAUUCUAUUUUAAUUAAAAAAUUCAACAUCCAUAUACAUAUUCAAAAUUGGUUGCAGGAUAUUCUGUUAGCUUGAUAUUUUCAAAAACUGUGCGUUUUAUCGGAAGUGAAUUAUGUGAAAAACAGGAAAUGACGUGUGUGUAUGUACCAUGACAUUCGAUUUUAUCAUCCAAAAAAAGUGAAUAAACUUUGUCCGUAAAAUUACAGUACUUUUUACAUGAUUUCAUCUUAUUUAGAAUUUCUGCAACCGUUACUUUUUUUUUGUCAUUUUUACGUAUAUAUUUCCUGUAUGUAGUAAUACAGAUUGUGACUCCCAGUGCUUUUUGUAAUAAUAAAAUUUGGUAUUUGUCACUUCCAACACUCAGGGUAGCAAAUGUUGGGUGAGAAUUUUUGAGAUAAAUGUAUGUGAUAAUAAGUAUGAAUGCAAACAAAACCUUUAUAAUAUUGUAGUUUGCCCCUACAGAUUGGAGUAUUGUUUUUUUUUUUCUAAGAUUUAUUUUAAGGCAUUUAUUAAUGUACUUUAACAGUACCAUCAAUUUCCAAUCGAUUUAUACCAAAAAAAAAAAAAUUAAAAAUUAAAUACAUAAUUGCCCCAUGUAAAUUAAACAGGUGUUAAUUCCCUUUUAACGUAGUUAACUCUGAAAGAGAAACGUUAAGCGGGAUUAUUAGGAUCUUCCCACAAGAUAUACCCCAUCUAGUAAUUAAAACAUGAAUCAGUGAAUAAGCAAUUUUAAUUUUAUUUGCGUUGGUUCUUUCCUUCAUUUUAAAACCUCUAAUUUUAUUUAUUCAGAAAGAAGUCCUCCACAAUAAUAAUUUCUGGGUAUCUUGUAGUUCAUCGAAGAAAAAUUUAAUACAGUCUUGAGGUUUCAUUUUUUCCCAAAUAUUUUGAUAAGUAUUAAAAGAGUCAAAAAUCCAGAUAAAAUUUAGUUCUCUAAUAAGUAAAAGCGAAUAAAAAUGUGAAAUUUGUACAGGGAUAAAACACCUAGAUGGUUAUGGCUUCGAUGAUGUACUUACUCCAUCUUUACAUUUACGAAGAUAUUUCAUGUUGUACCUUGAGGAUUCUAGUUGGUAAAUGAAGUAUUGGAACGAUUUCUUUAUUUUUAAUAUCCUUAAAUUACUCGUUGACUACCUACUCAUAUAUUUCAACUAAAUUGAAUCCUGACUCAUAAUAUUUUUUUAUGAAACUGAUUUGUUAAUUUUUUUUGAGGUGGUAGCAUCUUUGUCAAGUUCCCAAUUUCAAUAUCGUAAUCUGAUUUCUUGAAUUUCAAAUCAUUGUUAUUGUUCUCAAUACCUAUCUUUAUAUGAAUCACCUUGUAUAAUUUAUUUGGGACGUUUUGUAUCCAAAAUAUAUUUUCAUGGCUGAUUUUGCUGUGAGUGCCAUUUUUUUUAUUUAUAUAGAAUGUCUCAUCAAAAAUCAAAUAGUAUUAUUAUAUAUUUUACAUAUUUUUUCAAAAAAAUUGAAAUAUUGUCAAAAGUGCAAGAAAUUCGAUGAUGAAUAAAGUAAAUUGUGAUGUAAAAACAAUCUUUCAAAAUCGUUAUGUAUAUAUAUAUAUAUAUGGUGAGACAUGCUGUAUAUGUUAUAAUUGACUCGGUAUGGCAUUUUUCCCCUCCUGUUUUAGACUAUACCGAUUUGGUUAUAAAUAUGAGCAGAAAUUAUAUCAAUAUUGUUAAUAAAAAAAAAAUUUGGUUACAACUUGAGACAUCAGUUUUUUUUACUACAAGCAUGUCGGCGUUGUGUAAAAAAUAAAGAUGGAAAUUUAUGUACCAAGUGUGCUUUAAUUUCUUAUAAAUAAAGACCGAUUUUUUUACAAA
Messenger RNA from Diorhabda sublineata, 7281 nucleotides. RefSeq names its product MAP kinase-interacting serine/threonine-protein kinase 1-like. Gene Ontology annotation, cellular component: nucleus; cytoplasm. The record is from RefSeq and is a predicted model, not a curated record. Bases 272 to 1711 code for a protein of 479 amino acids. Gene Ontology annotation, biological process: intracellular signal transduction; peptidyl-serine phosphorylation; protein autophosphorylation. The transcript has 5 exons. NCBI's taxonomy places the organism in Eukaryota, Metazoa, Arthropoda, Insecta, Coleoptera, Chrysomelidae. Gene Ontology annotation, molecular function: calmodulin binding; ATP binding; calcium-dependent protein serine/threonine kinase activity.